UGCCGCGCGGUGCCCGCGGGACGCGCACCGGCACGGCCGGGCCCCGCCAGCAGGAGCGGCCCCGCCGGCAGGAGCGGCCCUGGGGCUGGCUGGGCCCGCGGCCGUUGAGGUGUCCGGGCUCCCUUCGCGCCGUUCUCCCCGGUGUCCUUCCCCCGGGGCUCUGUUGUGAGCCGCCGCGCUGCUGCCCCCCGUGCGGAUAUGCAAGAUGCCUUUAACCGUCUUGGCUCGAAGCGUCUGACACGAACUGGAGCUCAAGAUGAGAACCAACAAGGUGUACAAGCUCGUCAUACAUAAGAAGGGGUUUGGAGGCAGUGAUGAUGAACUGGUGGUGAAUCCUAAAGUAUUUCUUCAAAUCAAGCUGGGAGAUGUUGUGGAAAUUGCACAUCCCAAUGAUGAAUACAGUCCCCUGCUUCUACAAGUGAAGUCACUUAAGGAAGACCUGCAGAAAGAAACAAUAAGUGUGGACCAGACAGUUGCACAGGUGUUCCGCCUGCGGCCCUACCAGGAUGUCCAUGUCAAUGUUGUUGACCCAAAGGAGGUGACCUUGGACUUGGUGGAGCUGACAUUUAAAGAUCAGUAUAUUGGGCGUGGGGAUAUGUGGAGGCUGAAGAAGAGUUUGGUCAGCACAUGUGCCUAUGUCACCCAGAAAGUUGAAUUUGCAGGUAUCAGGGCCCAGGCAGGUGAACUGUGGGUAAAGAGUGAGAAAGUCACUUGUGGAUACAUCAGUGAGGACACCCGGGUGGUCUUCCGCUCCACUUCUGCCAUGGUUUAUAUUUUUAUCCAGAUGAGCUGUGAAAUGUGGGAUUUUGAUAUUUAUGGGGAUCUGUACUUUGAGAAAGCUGUGAAUGGUUUCCUUGCUGACCUCUUCACAAAAUGGAAGGAGAAGAAUUGCAGCCAUGAAGUGACAGUGGUUUUGUUUUCAAGAACAUUUUAUGAAGCAAAAUCUAUAGAUGAGUUUCCUGAAACACAUCGUGCAUCAAUUCGACAGGAUCACGAGGGAAGAUUUUAUGAAGAUUUUUACAAAGUUGUAGUUCAGAAUGAGAGGCGGGAGGAGUGGACCUCCUUGCUUGUGACCAUUAAAAAGCUUUUCAUCCAGUAUCCUGUGUUGGUACGACUCGAGCAAGCAGAGGGCUUUCCUUCAGGUUACAAUUCUACCUCAGCACAAGGGAACUACCUGGAGGCUAUAAAUCUUUCAUUCAAUGUGUUUGACAAGCACUACAUCAACCGCAACUUCGACCGCACGGGGCAGAUGUCGGUGGUGAUCACCCCUGGCGUGGGGGUGUUUGAGGUGGACAGGCUGCUCAUGAUCCUGACCAAGCAGCGCAUGAUUGACAACGGGAUAGGUGUGGAUUUGGUGUGCAUGGGAGAGCAACCCUUGCAUGCUGUACCACUCUUUAAGCUCCAUAAUCGUUGUGGCCCUGGUGACUCACGAAUGGGUGAUGACUACAAUAUCCCACACUGGAUAAAUCAUAGUUUCUACACAUCCAAAAGCCAACUCCUGUGUAACAGUUUCACUCCACGGAUCAAGCUGGCAGGAAGGAAGCCCCUGACAGAGAAAGCAAAAAAUAAUCGUGAUGCCUCAUUAGGAGCUCCCAAGGAUGCUGAGAAUGCCUUGCCUAUCCAGGUGGAUUAUGAUGGCUACGAUGCCCAGGUGUUCCGGCUGCCAGGCCCAGCCAGAGCCCAGCGCUGUGCCACUUUCAGCAGGUCGGUGCGGGAGCGGGAGAGCCGCACGAGGAAGAGCUCCAGCUCGUACGACGUGUCGAGCAGCCCCUCGCUGCAGAGCCGCGCGCUGCCCCCCGAGGAGGUCAGGAGCCAGGCUUCCGACGACAGCUCCCUGGGCAAGAUCUCCAACAUCCUCAUGAUCCCGCGGCCUCACCUGCACCAGUGUGAAGUCAGCAGCUCCCUGGGCUACACCAGCACCAGAGAUUUCCUCGAGAGCACACUGGAGUCGCAGCAGCGCGACUCCAGCGCCCCGGGGCGCUUCCACGUGGGCAGCGCGGAGUCGCUGCUGCACAUCCGCCCGGGCGGCUACGCGCCCCAGCGCGCCCUCAUCAACCCCUUCGCCCCGUCCCGCAUGCCCAUGAAGCUGACCUCCAACCGCAGGCGCUGGAUGCACACCUUCCCCGUGGGUCCCUCAGGAGAAGCUAUCCAGAUCCAUCAUCAGACCCGGCAGAACAUGGCAGAAAUGCAGGGCAGUGGGCAGCAGGAUUUGACACAUUCCUCUGCAGAGCUGCUGGAGCUGGCUUACCAUGAGGCAACUGGCAGACACGUCAGCUCCCGGCAUCCAGGGGAGAGUGGCUCCUUCCUGAGCUUCGGCGGGGCAGAGGAGUACGGGAACGGGCUGGGGGCCGGCCCCGGCGCAGGGGUGAACCUCAAAACUCAGAACAAAGAUUCCUUGGAAGAUGCUGUCUCUAAUUCUCCAGAUCCAAUUCUGACGCUGUCUGCUCCCCCCAUAGUGCCAGGCUUCUGUUGUACAGUUGGAGUGGACUGGAAGUCCCUGACCACGCCGGCCUGCCUGCCCCUCACCACCGAUUACUUCCCCGACCGCCAGAGCCUGCAGAACGAUUACACCGAGGGCUGCUACGACCUGCUGCCAGAGGCUGACAUGGACAGGAGGGAUGAGGAGGGCGUGCAGAUGACAGCCCAGCAGGUGUUUGAGGAGUUCAUCUGCCAGCGCCUCAUGCAGGGCUAUCAGAUCAUUGUGCAGCCCAAGCCGCAGAAGCCGGCCCCGGCCGUGCCGCCCCCGCUCAGCAGCAGUCCCCUCUACAGCAGAGGUCUUGUGUCGAGAAAUAGACCUGAGGAAGAGGAUCAGUACUGGCUGAGCAUGGGCCGUACCUUCCACAAAGUCACCUUAAAAGACAAAAUAAUCACUGUGACUCGGUACCUGCCAAAGUAUCCAUAUGAAUCUGCUCAGAUAAACUACACCUACAGCUUGUGCCCCUCACACUCUGACUCUGAAUUUGUCUCUUGCUGGGUGGAAUUUUCCCAUGAGAGACUAGAAGAGUACAAGUGGAAUUACUUGGAUCAAUAUAUCUGCUCUGCUGGCUCAGAGGAUUUCAGCCUCAUCGAGUCGCUGAAGUUCUGGAGGACGCGGUUCCUGCUGCUGCCCGCCUGCAUCAGCGCCACCAAGCGCAUCAUGGAGGGGGAGGCGCACUGCGACGUGUACGGCGACAAGCCCCGCUCGGACGAGGAGGAGUGGCAGCUCCUCGACGGCUUCAUCCGCUUCGUGGAGGGCUUGAACCGCAUCCGCCGCCGCCACCGCUCCGAUCGAAUGAUCCGAAAAGGGUCUGCCAUGAAAGGCUUGCAGAUUGCUGGUCCAAUCCCCACUCACUCCCUGGAGCAGUCUGGGCCUCCCAUUGGGAAAAAAGGAACCUCAGCACUCUCAGCUCUGCUGCAGAUGGAAGCCAGUCAGAAGACUCUGGGGGAGCAGCAGGCAGCAAUGCUUUCUGGCAAGAGCUCUGGCCAGCCUUCAGAGAGUGGCAGCAUUGCUAUCACACCCACCUAUAUGGACAGCCCUCGGAAGGAUGGGGCCUUCUUUAUGGACUUUGUUCGCAGCCCACGCACAGCUUCAACCUUCUACUCCCAGGUCUCUAUUGAUCAAUCAGUUCCUGCAACCUCAGAUGGCAGCACCUUGCUGGCCACGGGGCAGGUCCCUGACAGGGGCAGCAGCCAGGCCCUGGGGGGCACCCAGAAUGCUGCAGAGCCAGGAUACAGCUCAGCUGCUGCUGCAGAGGGCAGCUCUCAGCAGUGUUCAGCAAGUGCUCUGACUUCCUCCUCCACUUUGGUAGAGAUUCUUGAAGCCAUGAAACACCCCACCACAGGCAUCCAGCUGCUCUCUGAACAGAAGGGCCUCUCCCCCUACUGCUUCAUCAGUGCAGAAGUUGUGCACUGGCUGGUGAACAACGUGGAAGGGGUGCACACCCAGGCCAUGGCCAUUGACAUAAUGCAGAAAAUGUUAGAAGAGCAGCUUAUUGUCCAUGCAUCUGGAGAAGCUCUACGAACCUUUAUUUAUGGCUUUUAUUUUUACAAGAUUGUUGUGGACAAAGAACCAGAGCGAGUGGGGCUGCAGCAGCCUGCCAUGUGGCACACAGCUGCCAUGGACGACUUCUCAGCCUUCCAGAGGAAGUGGUUUGAGGUGGCCUUUGUGGCAGAAGAGCUGCUGCACUCGGAGAUCCCGGCGUUCCUGCUGCCCUGGCUGCCCAGCCGCCCCGCCUCCUAUGCAAGUAGGCACAGUUCCUUUAGCCGCAGUUUCGGAGGACGGAGCCAGGCAGCUGCACUCUUAGCAGUGCAUGCACUAGCAACUGUAGUCAUGUAUGUAGUGGAGUCUGACUGGAGAAUAACCUGCCUGCUCCUCUCCGAUUUGCUUAGUAAACCUUUAGUUACAUACUCAGUAGUAGAAGACAAUUGGGAAGCAGCCGCCACGGUGCCCGAGCAGCGCACGGUGACGCUGGACGUGGACGUGAACAACCGCACGGACCGGCUGGAGUGGUGCAGCUGCUACUACCACGGCAACUUCUCCCUGAGCGCCGCCUUUGAAAUCAAGUUACACUGGAUGGCAGUGACUGCAGCUGUUCUUUUUGAGAUGGUUCAGGGCUGGCACAGGAAGGCCACCUCCUGUGGGUUCCUGCUGGUCCCGGUGCUGGAAGGGCCCUUUGCUUUGCCCAGUUACCUGUACGGGGACCCGCUUCGAGCUCAGCUCUUCAUCCCACUCAACGUGAGCUGCUUGCUGAAGGAGGGCAGUGAGCAUUUGUUUGAUGGCUUUGAACCAGAGACAUACUGGGACCGAAUGCACCUUCUCCAGGAAGCAAUAGCACACAGAUUUGGAUUUGUACAAGAUAAAUACUCAGCCUCUGCAUUCAACUUCCCAGCAGAAAACAAGCCCCAGUACAUCCAUGUCACAGGGACAGUGUUUUUGCAGCUGCCCUAUUCCAAGCGGAAGUUUUCCAGCGGGCAGCAGCGGCGCCGGCGCAACUCCACCAGCUCCACCAACCAGAACAUGUUCUGUGAGGAGCGCAUCGGCUACAACUGGGCCUACAACACCAUGCUGACCAAAACCUGGCGCUCCAGCGCCACCGGCGACGAGAAGUUCGCAGACCGGCUGCUGAAAGACUUCACAGACUUCUGCUGGAACAAAGACAGCCGGCUCGUUACCUUCUGGACUGACUGUCUGGACAAGAUGCACGCUAGUGCCCCGUGAACAGGGUUCUAUCUCUUAGGGAGACAGCUAGAAGCUUUACCUUGUGGCAAGGAAGUAGAAGUGAAGAGUCUCUCUGUUGGAUUCAUAUUGAGGCUCCAAGAGGACCUGAGCAAUAUUGCUGUUGAUAUUCAACAGAAUUUGAUUAAGUGCUUGGAAAAAAAGAAUUUGAGCUCUUGGCUUGCCAGUAUCUAUCACCUGACCUCAGCUUGAUUUCAAGUAGCUGCAGUCCUUGGUUGCCAAAACUUCAGUUAGAGCAGAGGUGAAGGAGGGAGAGUGCAAGUGGUUUUCAAGGGCAGUUGGAUGCAGCACAGUGUGAUGGUGUCAGCUUCCAGUCGCUGGAAAUGAUCGGUGCCAGUUGGCAUCUGAUGUGCCUGGCAGCAGCCUGUCCCUUCCCCUUCCAAGGUGUACCUGAUUGUGUGAAUAUGUAAGAUAAGAUGUGAGAGAUUCUUGUUAAAUUUUCAUACAUGUAAAUAAGUAAAAUGCAGAAAAUGAAGUGACCUGAUGUUUUGUUGUAACUCCACAAACAGCAAUACAAAAUUGGUGAGUAAAACAAUUACCAAAAGAAAA
Messenger RNA from Passer montanus (Eurasian tree sparrow), 5764 nucleotides. RefSeq names its product DEP domain containing 5, GATOR1 subcomplex subunit (gene DEPDC5). Gene Ontology annotation, cellular component: GATOR1 complex; lysosomal membrane. Bases 257 to 5197 code for a protein of 1646 amino acids. Gene Ontology annotation, molecular function: GTPase activator activity. The record is from RefSeq and is a predicted model, not a curated record. NCBI's taxonomy places the organism in Eukaryota, Metazoa, Chordata, Aves, Passeriformes, Passeridae. Gene Ontology annotation, biological process: cellular response to amino acid starvation; intracellular signal transduction; negative regulation of TORC1 signaling. The transcript has 44 exons.